This is a messenger RNA of Spea bombifrons (plains spadefoot toad), 915 nucleotides long. RefSeq names its product olfactory receptor 13C4-like. Gene Ontology annotation, biological process: G protein-coupled receptor signaling pathway. The record is from RefSeq and is a predicted model, not a curated record. Gene Ontology annotation, molecular function: olfactory receptor activity; G protein-coupled receptor activity. Gene Ontology annotation, cellular component: membrane. The transcript has a single exon. NCBI's taxonomy places the organism in Eukaryota, Metazoa, Chordata, Amphibia, Anura, Pelobatidae. The coding region runs from base 1 to 915 and encodes 304 amino acids.
AUGCAAAGUGUGAAUCGGAGCGCAGUAACCGAAUUCAUUCUUCUUGGACUCUCGACUGAUGGUGGCGUACAAGUUUUAUUAUUCCAGCUCUUCCUCGGCAUCUACGCGGCCACGCUGGCUGGAAACACACUUCUUGUUGUGGCUGUGAGCUUUGAUUCCCGUCUGCACAACUCAAUGUAUUUUUUCCUGAUUCAUCUCUCUUUCAUAAACGUUUGUGGCUCGUCUGUCACAGUGCCAAAGAUGCUUGUAAAUUUCUUGUCCGAGAAGAAAAGCAUUUCAUUUACAGGCUGUGUGGCCCAAAUAUUUUUUAAUCUUCUUCUGGGAGAAAGCGAAUGCAUUCUUCUGGUGUUGAUGGCAUAUGACCGAUUUGUCGCAGUUUGCAAUCCACUGCGAUAUAACAUGGUUUUGAAUAAAUUGGUCUGUAUUCGCAUGGUCACCGCAACAUGGAUGGUCAGCUGCAUCACAUCAUCGGUUGAUGUGUUUUUUAUAUGUCGCUUAACGUUCUGCGACGCUAAUGUCAUUAACCAUUUCUUUUGUGAGGUUCCUUCUCUAUCACGGCUGUCUUGUAGUGACACCUCAGUAAUUGAUGGUCUAAGAUUUGUGGGAAGCUUUGUUCUUCUCCUCGUACCACUCCUUCUUAUUCUUUUCUCCUAUUUUAAAAUAAUUGUUUCAAUAACAAGGAUCAAAUUUGGAAGGUACAAAACCUUCUCCACCUGCCUUUCACAUUUAGUUGUUGUGACAAUGUACUAUGGAACAGCCAUGUUCAUGUACACGAGACCAAGGCUUUCCAUAGCAGAUAGCAAGGACAAAAUGGUGUCCAUGUUUUAUACUGUAAUCACCCCAAUGUUAAAUCCUUUAAUCUAUAGCCUGAGAAACAAAGAUGUUCAACAAGCCAUGAAGCGGUUGGGAAGAUGA